Dentiscutata erythropus is the source of this 518-nucleotide messenger RNA. The record is from the annotation of a GenBank genome assembly. NCBI's taxonomy places the organism in Eukaryota, Fungi, Glomeromycota, Glomeromycetes, Diversisporales, Gigasporaceae.
AUGUCAUCCAAAUUUGACGAACUUAGGCAAAAAAAAAAUGCUAGAAUCAAGGCUGAGAAUAUGGAGUUAAGACGGGAGCUUAAUUCCAGAAACAACGAGCUGAAGAAAACUGUAGCAGAUUCUUCAGCCAAGAUUGGUAAACUUAAUGCCAAAAUAGUGGAGCUAGAGAAAUAUAAGUCAGCUAUCAAUAAACUCGAUUCUGAUAUGGAUCAAUGUGAUAAAAAGUUACCAGAGGGGGGAUCAGAUAUAUCGGAUAGGGAAAUAAACGUUUUCUUGAAGUAUAAGAAAAAGACACUAGAGAUAUUUAAUCAUGCGGCCCGGAAAUCUGACAGUAUAGGUUUGGUCCCUUUGGGACCCAGGACUAGUAUGAUUGAGCAUUUGGCUCAGUUAUGUGAUAAAGCACUUAUCGCAGAAGAGUGUACUUUAGAAGCAAAUCAAGAAGAAAUAUUUUGUUGGCAUUACUAUGGAAGAAAUUUUGUAUUUCAGUUGAAAGCCUUAUGUGAUAAAGUGAAAAGAAG